GUCGACCGCAAGCUCCGCUGCGUUCGGUCGAGCCGCUUUCAUCGGCGGAGUCGGGUGUAUCAUUUGAAAUUGCGUCAGCAGCUUCUAUGUGGUUACGAUGCCAGUACAAUAUAUAGGAGUGCGACGCUUAAAUUUCAUUGACAUUGAAAUUGAUUGCGCAGUCGCAUCAAUAUGAAACACAAUGACGAAAAAUAUAAAAAAUGUACAACCCAGAAUUAUUGUAAGCUCUCCAUCUGCAUGAUAGCUGGCGUCGCAUCUUUGGGCCUAUCAUUUUUAAUCUGCUUCAUCAACCCCGCGCACAUAAUGUCUAAACACGUACUGCGUCUAACAGAGGGCUCAUAUCUCUACGAGAUAUUGCAUGAAGAGAUACCGUGUGUGUAUCUGCACAUUUAUCUGUUCAAUAUAACCAAUGGGGCAGCUUUCUUAGCGGGGAAAGAUACGAAGCUGAGAGUGGAAGAAGUUGGGCCGUUUACUUAUCAAGAAUUUCGCAAGAACGAAGAUAUAGAGUUGGAUGAAGAGAACGGGCUUAUGAAAUAUUCCCCAAAAUUUAGACUCGAGUUCUUGAGAGAAAAGUCUAUAGCAGAUCCGAAAGACGUUAUAUUGCAGCUGCCAAAUAUUCCCAUGUUGACUCUCGCGACAAGGUUAUCUACAAAUCCGUUCACUCAAUACGGUUACAAUCUUCUCAUCGCCAAAAUGAACACCAAGGCCAUCUUGUCCCUAGACGCCCACAGCUACCUGUGGGGUUGGGACGAUCCCAUCGUCAAAAUGUUCAACUCUUUCAUCCCUGGUAUAAUCAACUUUUCGAAACUGGGCUUGUUGGACCGGCUGUACGAAAAUGAACGUAGCAGAAUUGAACUGGCAACAAAGGAGCAAGAUAAAUUUAAGAUAAGAAAAUAUAACGGAGAGGCGGGUCUCUCUAUGCAUGGUUAUGGUACAGAAAAACAAAGUCGCUGUAACACCUUCGAGGACGUCUACGAAGGUCUAGGCUAUCCCACAGACCUGACAAAGGAAACACCUCUCCGGAUUUUCCGCUACUCUUUCUGUCGGAUCUUGGACUUGCAGUACCAGGGCAGCAGGACUAUGAAGAACGGCGCUGAGGCCUUUGUGUACAAAUUCAGCAAUGAGACAUUCACUAUGAACGAGAAUAAUAAAUGUGUGUGCACUUUACCAACGUGUAUUGAAGGUGUAUCCAAUAUUGGACCGUGCUUUUAUGACACCAGCACGGGCUUGUCCAUUGGACAUUAUCUGCACAGCGACCCGAAACUGUACGAGAGACUCGAAGGAAUCAAGCCUAACGCAGCGGAACAUGACAGCGAGUUCGUUAUUGAUUCGAAACUCGGCGUAGUUUUAUCAACGCGUUUUUCUCUGCAAGGUAAUGUGAUAGUCGGCGAUGUACGCUUUAACUCAGCCACCAGACAGUUCUCAAAUAUGGUCGUUCCUACUAUACUCUUUAAAAUUGUACAACCAGAUCUAAUACCAUAUGUCAAGAAAAUUUUGUGGUUCGAGUACAGCUUGGGACCCUACUUGCGCAUCGUCCCAGCGACUCUGUCUUUCGUCGCAGGUCUCUUACUUUUAGCAAUAGCAGUUAGGUCAUGCUUGUGUCUACGGGCCAAGAGCGGCUUGACGUAUAAACUGAGUACCACAGUACCGCUAAUAGACGAGAAAAAUGGAGAUUUAGCAAAGACUUCGACUGAUCAAUGCCGAUAGCGUUGGUAUAUAGGUAUAAAUAAUUUAUAAAAUAGUGAAUUUCUUUAUUCUAACAAAGAACGGAAGUAAAAACAGAUUUUAUUAUGCUUUAUGUCAUAGCGAUAUAUGAGGAGUGAUUGAGAUUUUCUUCAAUGUAUACUGCAAGUCGUAACCGAAGAAAGAAAAGUUUUGUGCUGGAUUCAAUCCGCUGCUUCGCGCUUAUUUUAAAGUUUUUUUCCUAUUGAGCGAUUGCCCCUUAAGGUGUCAUUUAUUCCUAUAAAUAAAACGUUAUAAAAAAAUAAUUUAAAGCAUGCAUUAAAAACAAAACAAAUAUUUAUGAAACGAAUUUCAUACAAUAUUAAAUACAAAGUUACCUGUAAACAUCAAACAUCUUUUAUCGAUAAAAAAAAAACCACAUAAAUUUAUGGGCAAUCACCCUGAUGUUCUUGUCAAAUUAUUCUUCAAGCAACUAUACCUGUAGUAAUUUAAUUAUUUGAACAAUCAGAAGAUUUUCAGUACAUCGCGUAUUCUUAUAUCUAAGCGACGAUGUGUAAACGUGUACCGACAGAGCCGCCUGCCGUUGUUGUUUUAAUGUGUGUCAGCAUCACUUGAGCUCUUGGAGUCUAUAUAAACGCUCGCAGUCUCGCAGUCAACGCUGCGACAGGGUGUGACCCGGAUUUUCUUGCUGAAAAACCAUUUAAAUUAACCUACAUUUAUGUAUCCCUGAGUAGGUCUAUUCACUCCAUAGGCACCAACAGCCAAC
Messenger RNA from Zerene cesonia (dogface butterfly), 2449 nucleotides. RefSeq names its product lysosome membrane protein 2-like. Bases 172 to 1707 code for a protein of 511 amino acids. The record is from RefSeq and is a predicted model, not a curated record. Gene Ontology annotation, molecular function: scavenger receptor activity. The transcript is spliced from 11 exons. Gene Ontology annotation, cellular component: membrane; cytoplasm. Lineage: Eukaryota; Metazoa; Arthropoda; Insecta; Lepidoptera; Pieridae.